Molecule: messenger RNA, 1901 nt
Organism: Galendromus occidentalis (western predatory mite)
Lineage: Eukaryota; Metazoa; Arthropoda; Arachnida; Mesostigmata; Phytoseiidae
Product: sodium- and chloride-dependent glycine transporter 2
Exons: 10
Coding region: 213-1901 (562 amino acids)
Biological process (GO): sodium ion transmembrane transport; amino acid import across plasma membrane; nitrogen compound transport
Cellular component (GO): plasma membrane
Molecular function (GO): glycine transmembrane transporter activity; amino acid:sodium symporter activity
Source: RefSeq, a predicted model, not a curated record
CCACCACGGCGGACACAAACUUCGAAAUCGACAGAGUUGUCCCGAAAGAUGGCCGCAGGACAACGUCAGAAGGGAGAGAGCGAUUCGGCAGCCGGUUGGAGGGAAUUCUGUACUGCAUCGGGUACGCGGUCGGUCUCGGAGACAUUUGGAGAUUCCCAUUCCUGGCUUAUCAAAAUGGAGGCGGAGCUUUCUUCUUCGCAUACAUCCUACUCAUGUUCGUGAUGGCCAUUCCGCUCUAUAUCAUGGAGCUCUCGAUCGGGCAGUUCUCUAGCCGAGGGCCAGUAGAAGUUUGGAGAUGCUUGCCGAUUGCGAAGGGGAUCGGCUUCGCGAUGGUAACAAUGUCGUUGCUUGUAGCGAUCUACUAUAAUGUGAUUUUGGCUUACACGCUAUAUUAUUUGGUGCAGUCCUUCCGCUCAGUUCUCCCUUGGGCCGACUGCCAUGAUCGGUGGGGAAGUGCCAACGAGAGAUGUUUCGUACGGAACAGAGACGUCAUCCUCUGCACGAAUGUUCCGAGGCUGCUCUAUAAUGAGUACGGGGGCACCAACAUCACCGGGGAAUCUUUUCCGAUCUCUCUGCAGAAUCCAGGAGCCACGUUCGAGGCUCCCCUGAAAGAUUUCUCCCUUCUGAUGGCGAACUGCAGCAAUGCGACAAGCUCCGCUGCGGAAAUGUUCUGGGAGCGAGAUGUGCUAGAUCUCUCUUCUGGGAUAUCUGAAGUUGGCGGCUUGAAAUGGGAUUUGGUGGCUUGCCUCUUCCUGAGCUGGGUCAUUGUGUUCCUCUGCCUCAUCAAAGGCAUCUCGUCGUCGGGGAAGGUUGUAUACUUCACCGCCACCUUCCCUUAUGUCGUGCUGACGAUUCUCCUCGUGAAAGGACUCACAUUGAAUGGUUCGCUGCGCGGCUUGAAAUACUUCUUGGUCCCCGACUUCGAAAAGCUCAAAUCCUUCACACUUUGGCGUAGAGCAGCAGAGCAAUUAUUUUUUUCGGUUGGGAUCGGUUGGGGAGGACUCAUCAUGAGUGGGAGCUAUAACAAAUUUCGCACAGACGCAAGCUCUUUCUCGAUCAUUGUGAUUCUCGCUGAUCUCAUCACAUCCUUCCUGGGGGGAAUCGCUGUCUUCUCGGUUCUUGGCUACAUGUCGGAAACGUACGGGGUCCCUAUCGAAGAUGUGGCCAAACAAGGACAGGGUCUCGCAUUCGUUGUGUUCCCAGAGGCUCUCACGACUCUCUGGUUACCUCAGUUAUGGUCCGUGAUCUUCUUCGUAAUGCUGUUUUUACUCGGGAUCGAUUCCGAGUUCCCUCUGGUGCAGACCGCUCUCACUGUUUUUUCGGACGCUUUCCCCAUAAUGCGUCGCCAUCAAGCUCUAGCGGCGUUUCUGACCUGCACGGUUUGCUUUGCGAUUGGACUCACUUGCGUGACAAGGGGUGGUCAAUACGUUCUGAAUCUGUUCGAUACGUACGCUUCAGGAGUGUCUCUUUUAGCGGCUGGGGCUGCCGAAACCAUUGCGAUUAUGUGGUUCUACGGUGUCAACAAAUUCUCGGAUGACAUUGAGUUCAUGGCUGGGAAGAAGCCGAACAUAUUUAUAAGGAUAUCUUGGACGGUGAUUUCUCCUCUCAUCCUUGUCGGGAUCAUCGGCUGCUACUUCUAUGAGAGGACACCUAUUCUCUACAACAACAAGGAAUCGUAUCCCGCCUGGGCGGAUCACUUGGGGCUAGCCUUGGCUGCUUUCUCGUUUAUACAGAUUCCCAUCGUUGCGAUCCUAGUUGUGAUUCAGAAGAGAAGCAUAACGAAGGCUCUCCAACCGCACGAGAUGUGGGGUCCGGGAGAUGAUGAACUCCUGGAGGAAUACAAGCGGUUCAAGGAGAUCAAAGCCCCUCUUCGUCAUCGCCAUUCACACGGAAAUAACUGA